Molecule: messenger RNA, 1058 nt
Organism: Oncorhynchus tshawytscha (Chinook salmon)
Lineage: Eukaryota; Metazoa; Chordata; Actinopteri; Salmoniformes; Salmonidae
Gene: tbpl2
Product: TATA box binding protein like 2
Exons: 7
Coding region: 91-921 (276 amino acids)
Biological process (GO): DNA-templated transcription initiation
Molecular function (GO): RNA polymerase II general transcription initiation factor activity; DNA binding
Source: RefSeq, a predicted model, not a curated record
AUUAAUUUAGCUGUCUGUCAAUCAAUGAACACCACCAAGGCUCUCAGUGGUGUUUAAAAGUGAAUCCUGUUUGUUUCUAAAUGAUCAAUCAUGGAUGAAGAUUCAGCAUUGGAUGACCCAAUUGCAAAUGUACCAGGCCCAUCCUACCUCUCCUCCUUGAGCCAACCGGAGAAGGACGUCGGGAAAGAUCUGGAUCUCAGCUUCCUGCCGGAAGAGACCAGUGGAAAUGAUGCUUCUAAUGCUAAUGUGACACAAGACAGUGGCGUCUUCGAUGCCUGUAGGCAAGAGGAGUCUGCUGAGACUGACCCUAAAAAGGUGGCCAUGCCGGGAGCCUCUACCUUCUGUCCCAUGACACCUGUGAUCCCAGUGGCUGAGAGUUCUGGAAUCAUCCCCAUGUUACAGAAUAUUGUAUCCACAGUGAAUCUGGCCUGCCCACUGGACCUGAAGUCCAUUGCUCUACAAGCCAGAAAUGCGGAGUACAACCCCAAGCGUUUUGAUGCUGUCAUUAUGAGAAUACUGGAGCCUAGGACCACAGCGCUCAUCUUCAGCUCUGGAAAGAUGGUCUGCACAGGAGCCAAGAGUGAGGAGCUGUGUCACUUAGCUACCCGCAAGUUUGCUCGAGUGGUGCAGAAGCUGGGCUUUCCUGCCAAAUUCCUAGACUUCAAGAUUCAUAACAUGGUGGCGAGCUGUGAUGUCUGCUUCCCCAUCCGACUGGAGGGUCUGUUGCUGGAUCAUCAGCAGUUCAGCAGUUAUGUGCCAGAACUGUUUCCUGGUUUGAUCUAUCGCAUGGUGAAACCACGUAUUGUGUUAAUGAUCUUUGUGUCUGGAAAAGUGGUCCUGACAGGAGCUAAAGAACGUAGAGAAAUCUAUGACGCCUUUGAGAACAUAUACCCCAUUCUGAAGGGAUUCAGAAAGCAAUGAAGUGCCUUCGCUGAUUUUUGUGAAGACUAUGAAAGCAUUUGAUGCACUUAAUCUUCAUGUGUGUAAAAUACAUGCGUCCUAAAAUUGUUUAAUUUUGUGUUGCACUUCUGGAGUGUUAAAUAAAAGUGUGUAGAUGA